AUGUUGGAAGAUAUGCUGACACGCUGGAACCAGCCUGCACACCUCCCAGGUGGAGGUGUGGAGUUUGACAGGAGCGCCAACCUGCUGAAGUUACUUGACUCCGGCUGGUUGCCGAUGGCAGUCGCAGGCACCAUCUUCUUCUUGAUGCACACGCACGAAUGGGGCCGCCAAUGUGAGAUAGCGCAGCAGGUUCAGGAGGAGGAAGACGAAAUGUCGAAGAUGUGCUCGCAGCAGAGGCUCGGCCUCAGCGUUUGUACCUUGCAGGGCUUGAAAAAUGUUCUGCGGCAAGGGCAGCUCCUGCGAACGAAGAGCACUGCCGUCUUCCUGACACCCAGAGCGGGGCGCGUGCCGGUGGGCCUUGCCACCAUUGCAACCAAGCUCGGUGCUUUGCCGGCAACGAUCGUUUUGCUGCACAUUGAAUACAGUGACGAGCCUUUCGUGCUGGAAUCUGAGCGGGUCCUUUUCUCGGCGGAGGAUCAAUCUUUAGGCUUAUGGUGCGCCACCUUCCGCUUCGGAUACGCGGAGCCCUUGACUCCGGCCCGCUUCGACCUGCAUAGCAAGCUUGCAGCCGGGGAGCUGGCAAUGCAACUCCUGGACUAUGGGACUCCGCGUCGCCUGGCUACGCCAAGCUUGACGUUCGAGGGGAACCUGGAGCUGCCAGAGGGGAGU
Molecule: messenger RNA, 669 nt
Organism: Symbiodinium sp. CCMP2456
Lineage: Eukaryota; Dinophyceae; Suessiales; Symbiodiniaceae
Source: the annotation of a GenBank genome assembly